Molecule: messenger RNA, 6670 nt
Organism: Parasteatoda tepidariorum (common house spider)
Lineage: Eukaryota; Metazoa; Arthropoda; Arachnida; Araneae; Theridiidae
Source: RefSeq, a predicted model, not a curated record
UCUAUUUCCCGUUCCUGUUUCAUGUUUUACUCGUUGCUUUUUGACAGAAAGCAAGAUCGUCAAAGUAAACAGAUGUUACUCAGCUCGACUAAGUAAAUAAAACUAUAGUUUAGUACAGCAAAUUGCAUAAAUUUGUCGUUGGCGAAUUUUGUUAAUUUCUUCGAUUUAAAAUGGUUUAUCAAUGAACUGUCUGAUGAUGAUACAUUUUUAGAAAUAAACCAUAUGGAAUUUCUAAUUUCUUUUCUAUUGGCUAUUAAUAAAUUAAUUUACUUAAAUUAUAAGAUAGGAUGAAUUUUCAUAUUUAGAAAAACCUAAUAAUACUGGUUGUUUGUGCCGUUUAUUAUGAAAAAAUGAGUGUUUAGUGUUCGGUAUUUUUUUAUUUUUUAUAUAGCGAACUAUUCUAUUUCAAAAUUGUAUUGUUUGCUCUACGAAAUAAAAUGGAAGAUAUUUUAGCAAAAAUAAUGAAAGAUGCUUCCACAAACAAGCAUGCAAAUAUAAAAAGAUCUUGUCUGGAGUCGCAAGAGUUGUUAGCUAACCAACAUGGCUUGAUGCGUUCCCCACCAUUCGAAUUAAGGGCUAAAAUGUUGGAAACAUUGCAGUUGGCACUGGAAUCCAAACAUAGCAAACUAGUUUCUGAUGCAUUAAAUGGCUUUCAAAGAAUGAUCUGGGACAAGAGUUUUCAGUCUGUUUAUGAAGUAGAUAAUGAAGAAAAUUGGCUGCCUAUCCAAUUAAUGAAUGCUGUAACUUCUCUGAAUACACAAUCUGAUGAUGUCCAAAUCGAAAUACUGAAGAUCCUUUUGAAUAUGACUACUACUCAUGGACAAAGUUUAACUUCACGAUCAGUUAUUAUGCUAAUAUCUUUGUGUUCUGAUGUGUACAGUAAUAAUGCAUCUAGUGUAAGGACUGCUGCUCAGGUCACAAUCAACCAAACAUUAACUUCAUUUUGUAAUAUGCUGCAAGAAACAGAUGUAGGAUUAGAGGAUCAAACUGAUGAUUCUGACACAGAGAAUGGAUUCAACAUGUUGGAAAGUGUCAGUGAAGAAAUUUACCCAGUUUUGCAUUGUACUUGUGAAAAACUGAAAAAUAUUGACUGCAAUAGGAGCAAGAAUGGAAGUGCAUUAUUGUUGCAGUGUAUAUUAUCAGUGCUUAAGAAUUUAAAAAUUGACAUUUAUGAGAGUGAAGAUUUAAUAAAUUUUCUAUGGCAAGAACUAUGUCCACUCUUAAUUGCUCUGUUGGGUUCACCUAAGACUGAUAAAAAUAUUAUUUCAUCGCAAAAAAGUUGUGAUGUAAAGGAAAUUGGACGUGGAUCUGGGUGUUUAGCCACUGCUCCAUCAUGCUUAGGAGUUGAAGCAAAGACAGUUUAUAGCAUAGCUGUAGAGCUUGUUCGUCUCGUUGGAAGUGUUGGCUCCUUACGCCCUGUUUUAGAAUCUUUAUUCCACAGAAUGCUUUUAUACCCUCCUGUUCAACAUAGACUUGAAGCCUUAAAGUCUAUUAAAGAAUUAUUUUCGAAACCUGAGUUGCUCCUUCAGCUUGCUGCUCCUCCUUUGCAUGCAACUAGUGAUAAAGAUUGGAUUUCAUUGGAUUUGGAUCUGAUAAAAAUAGCCAUUGAUUCUCUGGGAGAAUGUUGCUACAGCAGUGAUAAUAAUGUUUGUUAUGCCAGCGUUAGCUGUAUUUCUGCUCUUUUAAAAACCUUAGAAGACAUUUGCUGUGGGGAGUCUAUGAAGGUGGAACUUAUUUCUUGCAUUAAUUCCCAGUUCAAAACACUUGAGAGUUCUGAUUACAAAGGUGCAAAAUCUGAGCGAUGGUUGAAAACUAAACUAAAAUCUAUGCUAGACGACAAGACAAAAAGAGACUUACUUCGUUCUAAGAUCACAAUUUUGGAGGAAAUAUCUACUGAGAACACUGAGCACGUGAGGGAGGAUGAUUUAAAUUUGAAAACAGAAGAACUCCAAUCGACUAAUGAAAGUAUUGAUGAAAAGGAUACAAAUGAAUUAGAUGUUAAAGAAACUAAAACUUUUAACAAUAAUCAAAUCACGAAUGAAGUUACCGUAACCGAAGCACAUCAUAGUCUUGAAACCACAAGCAGUCAACACAAUUUACCAGAGAGUUCUAGUUUAGAUACGGAUGCAGAGGAGAUUAAAACAUCGCAUGAAAAUGAUUCUCACGAACCCGAUGGACCGAAGAAUAUUUCAGAGCAGCAAACAUCUCCUAAGCGAACUCUUGAGUAUUAUAUAAGUGCUGAAACAUCUGUCAAAUCUUCAGAUUCUUGCUCGACUUCAUCAGAAGAUGAGGUAGAGGCUGAUGAUGUAAAUAAGAGGGGGGAAGUUACAGACUUGAAUUUAAAUGUGGUGGUAGACAAUAAUAAUGAAAGUGUUGGACUACAGACUCAAGACAUUGUUUCACCUGUAACAGAAAGUGCCGAAGAAGCCUUAAAUUAUGCUGAUUCUAAUUCUACUAACGAUUUGAGUGAAGAUUUGGAAGGAGGUGAUUUUGAGGAUGAACUUGACGACAUUACUGAUGAUGCUGAUCGCUUGAAAAGAAUUCCACGCACAUUGCUAGGACAGGAAGAUGCCGGUAAAGAAGAACGAGAGCGUGUGGAAAAGCUAUGCUUGGCAAGACUUGAAUUUGCUCAGAAAGAACGACAGAAUGCUCAGCAUUUUGUCAAUGUACUUCAGUCUUUUCUUCCAGAACUUCUUGCUAUACGUAGCUCCAUUGAAGCAGAUCAGGCUCUCCAAGAAUUCGCUUCAAAAUACUGUGAAGAUUUGUGGCAAUCACAACAAAUAAUGAAAAAGGAACAGGAAACUAUCCCCUCUCAUGUUACUAUUCUAAAUGCAGAUGGUAUCUACUUGGCUCUGUAUUCUGCUCUUUUAUUAAAUCUAAAAUUGGUGCGAAAUAAUUAUUACAAAGAAAUGGCUGGUGAAGCUCCUUUGACUGAGCAACAGUUCAUUGAAGAAGUUCAUGGAAGUGGUGUAUUGGUUUAUUUAUCAGCAACGUGGUUAGCUGAACUAUUCCAACAAGUCUUAGCCUGUAAUCUUCUGGAGAAAGCUGGUUACAAUCCUGCAUCUGUUGAAAAUUCUGCUCUUAUCAAUUUACUAUCUGGUUUGCUCUUUGGUAGUGAUGAUUGGUGGAUUAAAAAUAUUUCAGAUAUAGAUGGGCUUGGUGAUUCCUUGCCUGGUACUCAGCAGUUGGCUGACUAUAGGCGUCUUGAAAAGGCUGUUGUCAAUAACCAAAUUUCUCCAAAUAUUGAAGCAGGGAAAAAAUUCAGUCGUCGAAUUUUGACUUGCUGUUGGGAAACUAUCUUAGAAGUUUUGUCCGUGCUAUUAAAUGGUACCAAUUCGUGUGGUAUCUCUAGUACACUAGGCUUUCUUCUUGGUACUGAGGGUGCCAAAGAAGAGCAUCGAAGAACAAAGGAUGCUAUUGCAGAUAGUUUAGAUGGACUACAAAGAGCUGCUAAACUUUGUAACAAUCUGGGACUGCAAUCUUGCUGCAAUUCUGUAUUCUCUCAGUUGGCCACAGCAUCUUGUCCUCUUUCUGAAGAUAUGCUUUUUCCUCAAUUAUCUUCAAAAUUUGAGGGUCGCCAGUUCAAGAAGACUCUGUUGCCGGGUCGUUCUAAGACUUUGCGUCUGCAUUCAUCCCAGAUAUUGAGCAUGGAUGUUCUUCUAAGUAAAGGUUUAGAGCUUGGAAGUCAUAGUCCAGACUGCUGGAAAUAUGUUUUUCAGUGCUGUUUGUUUGUUCUUCAGUUAGAAAAUACUUAUUUCAGUGGUCAUGGCAGUGUCCAGUCAUCCGUAACACGAUCGGUUUUAAAUACUGCUCAAGAUACACAAUUACUGAACAUGCCAAGUUGUGACUACAAUUCACCUUCUAUGCCUGGUUCCACUUCGCGUAAACUAGAUAUAUCUGAAAUUAUUAAAGAAAAUAGUAGUUUUUCCCAUACUUCAGAUGUAUUGAAAGAUCACAAGUUGCUUGAAGCAAUAGAAGCACUUUCUCAACAAGUAGACAGGUUGUUUGAAGAAGCUGCUAGUCGGUUAAAUCUCUCUGCAUUAAUCAGUUUUCUAGUGGAGUUAUGUGCAGCAAGUCAGAUACAGCUGUUUACUCAAAGUCAUGCAAGGGUGUCUUGUUCUGGAGGGCAUGGUAGUAACUUACUUUUGUAUCACUUGGGAGACGUGAUGCUGCGAUCUGCGAGAGGGGGGAGACCUUUAGUACAUGUCAUGAAGGCUUGGAGUGUUGUAGCUCCCCAUUUUGUAGAAGCUUCUUGCCACAAAGAGAGCUUAAUAUCCAAAAAAGGUGUUUCUACAAUUCAUGAUAUUGUUAGCGCAUUGUUGUCUUCAAACUCGGAGCUUCCUCAUUUCCAUUUCAACGAAGCACUUUUUAAGCCUUUUGAAAAUCUUUUGUGCCUAGAAUUAUGCGAUAUUGAUGUUCAAGAGCAAAUUGUGAGUUCAAUUUGUGAAUUUGUAGAAGGUUGCACAACAGAAAUCCGCUCAGGCUGGCGACCUCUGUUCGGAGCUUUAAGGACUGUUCAGAUACCAAGUGCCGUGUCCAAUCGAAGUGAUUCCAGCUUUGAACGAGAUCGAAACGAUCACUUGCGAGUUGUUUUAGAUGUCUUUGAGGCUUUUUUGGCUACGGACAAUGUAUUUGUGUUUGCUUAUGCUGCUGUGGAUUGCCUUUUGUGUCUUUUGAAACAUGUUCGUGGUCCAGCUGUUGAAUUGGAUUCAUCGAAUUCAGAAGUUAUGGCUGAUUAUUCCAAUGAACCAAGUGUUCCUCUCGACAUGUGUUUAGCUGCUCUGAAAUACUUAGAAAAAUGUUCUGACAUCCUAUCAUCCAUGUAUCAAAUACCUACUUGUCCAGUUUUCAAUUCUGCACACAGGAUUCAUUUGUAUUCUGAACCUAGUCUUGUCGAUCCAAUAAUUCCUGAUAUGGAUGUUAUUUAUUUUGAAGAGCCAGAUUCAAUAUCGAAUAGUUCUACAAGAAGUGAUUACGAACAUAGAUAUGAAGAUAUGGGGGAUUUAAAAACACUUAAUGACAUUCCUGGAAUUAAUGAUGUACCAGUCUCUCUGGCAAGUUUGGACAAACAGUAUCAGUCAGCAACAAUGGAAACUCUUUUCAAAAUGCUGCACAAUUUAAAAGAUGUACCUGGUCCUGAGUUUGGAAUUUUUUGCAUUAAUCACCUUUUGCUGCCUAUGCUUCAACAAUGGCUGAGGAGAACUACCAGACUUUAUAAAGGAUGGGAAAAUUUUGCUACAAAUUUUAAACAGUGUUGCGGGUUAGCAACAGAUCUUAUAGUGGAUUAUAUUCAGAUUAUUAUAGAAUCAUCUGCAACGAGAGUUAGAGAAACUGGAACCCUACUGAUGUUUAAUCAGUUAUUUCUUGUAUUAACAGAAUGUGUUGCACAACAAUCAGAAAUUAUCUCACGCCUUGGCUGCUCUUGUUUAAGAGUUCCAUUCUGUAGUUUAGUUGUGGGUUUGCUCUCUCAUCAGAUUUUACUUCAAACGUUGGGUUCCAUUCUUUUACAAGGUACAAAAUAUAUGCUGCCCACAUUAUUGUCUUUGCUUCCUUCUGAAAGUUGCAUACUUUCACCCGCAAAUGGAAAAAAGAAACCAGGUUUCUUAUCAAGGUUGACCAACAAGCAAUUGAAAAUUUUAUUUAGUUCACUCGAAGAUGCCUACGAAACAGCUUUCAAUUUUGAUAGGAGACCUGGUUUGAAAUUUUUAGUACAGAAAGUGGCCCAGACAAAUGUAGCUACGAACUUAUAUAAACAAGCUGGAAUUAGUUGGACCAUUCAAAUGGUCGUCCUUUUUGAAAUGUGUAUGUCCGUGUCUAAUUUAAACUUGGAGUUUGUCAAGGGAAAGCUCAUUUCCGAAUCUCGUGAAGAAAUCAUCUCUGAGAAAGAAAAUACCACAGAUGGAGAAUUGAAAGACUCAUUCCCAACAGAUCCUAGCAUAUUAGAAUUUGUACUGCUAAAAGUCAAGUUUAAAGAAAUAUGUGAAACCUACACUGAAUUGACCAUCGACAAGGAAGGUUUGCCAAACAUAGUAGAUCGUCUUAGUGAUCAGCACAUAUUCUUCCUCCUAGCUGCCCCAACUGACGAUAGUGAUAUUUUGUUUCCUUCGAAGCAAAAUGACCUUCAAACGUCAUUGACUGACAGCAGCAGUGAAUUGCCCCCAAUUCAGUACUGUGACAGUUCAGACGAAGAGGAAGUAGCAACUUCCAAAGAAGGGAUGAAAGAUAAAAUCUAUACCCUAGCGACUGAAAGCACCAUAAACUCUUUAGUGAGCGAGUACAAGAAACGUAAAAACCAACAUUCCAUGCCUUCUAAAGUCAAAGAAAAGUUGUCCAGGAAGUCAAGUUCAAGUAAUAAGCAGCGAACUUCGUCUUCUGAUUCAGUGCCAGAGGAAAUUCUGAAUCAAAGGCGAAAUUCCAUUAUUAAGGAUGGAGAGGCACAACUUCAAGUUUUCAAACAGUUGAUCCAAUCAUUUUUAGACCUACAUCGAUCUCUUUCUGAAGAACACUUUAAAGCUUUUCUACCAGUAUUCUUUCCCGGAGUGCAAUUUUUGGUUGCAUAUGCUACUGACGGAGAACUGAGAUUAUCCCUAUCUGAAUGGCUGCAGCAGAUGGCAGUUUGUUGUAAUUUCUUUGUUGAUUCUUAUUCUAGGAAAUAAAUCUGUAUCAGUUA